CUACAGCAGCAGCAGCCAUGGCAGUCGCAGCGUGGGACAACCUCGAAAAGCAGCACCAGCUCAUCAUCGCCGCCGUCCUCGGCCUCGCCCUCGCCGCCGUCGCCUUCCUCCAGCUCCAGCCCUCAAACAAGCCCGCACUCGACCCCAAGCAGUGGCAGCGCUUCAAGCUCAUCGACAAGAUCGUCCUCUCGCCCAACACGGCCAUCUACCGCUUCGCGCUCCCCAAGGGCACCGUCCUCGGCCUCCCCAUCGGCCAGCACGUCUCCGUGUCUGCCACGAUCGGUGGCAAGCUCGUGCAGCGCUCCUACACGCCCACCUCGAGCGACGACGACGUCGGCUUCUUUGACCUCCUCAUCAAGAGCUACCCGACGGGCAACAUCUCGAAGCACGUUGGCGAGCUCAAGGUCGGCGACUAUGUCGACAUCAAGGGCCCCAAGGGCCAGAUGCGCUACUCGCCCGCCUAUGCCAAGAACAUCGGCAUGAUUGCUGGCGGCACCGGCAUCACGCCCAUGCUCCAAAUCAUCCGGGCCGCGAUCAAGAACCCGCAGGACCAGACCAAGCUGUCGCUCAUCUACGCCAACGUCGCCGAGUCGGACAUCCUCCUCAAGAGCGAGCUCGACUCGCUCGCGGCCAAGCACCCGGACCAGUUCAAGGUCUACUACGUCCUCAACAACCCGCCCGAGGGCUGGAAGGGCGGCGUCGGCUUCGUCACCAAGGAGAUGAUCGAGGAGCACCUGCCCGUCCACGCGCCCGACCACAAGGCCCUCCUCUGCGGUCCUCCCCCGAUGAUCACGGCCAUGACCAAGGCGCUCGAGAGCCUCAACUGGCCCGCACCUCGCGCCGUCAGCAAGAUGGAGGACAGCAUCUUCAAGUUCUAGAGGGGUCGAGUCGUAUGUGCUGGUCGCCGCUGCGGCGAGAGCGUCGGCAGGAGACGAAAGGUAGAGGGGUAUCGGCAUGAGCAGUACGAGGCUGCGUCUGGGUCGGUGAAACGGUGGACGGCUCCGGCAACCGGUCGAGCGCCUCUUGGCCGAAAGUGCCUCUCGUUGUCGAGGAGCGGACUCCGUGUCGGGCGCAUCUCGCAAUUCAGUGUCAGUUCCUCAGCGAAC
Molecule: messenger RNA, 1106 nt
Organism: Rhodotorula graminis WP1
Lineage: Eukaryota; Fungi; Basidiomycota; Microbotryomycetes; Sporidiobolales; Sporidiobolaceae
Exons: 7
Coding region: 18-878 (286 amino acids)
Molecular function (GO): oxidoreductase activity
Source: RefSeq, a predicted model, not a curated record